GCUGUACUGUGAUCCUGAUUUUUAACUUUCAACGCCUGCACUUAAGCUUCACCCUUGACAAUGUCCACACUUGAACAAGCCAGUGCCAGUCCGAUGCCAAACGGCAUAACUGAUCCUAACUUCCGUCCACUGCCAGGGCGGGUUGGAAACCUCACCGUCCCGCAACAACAUGCCCUUCAGACCUUGAAGAAUCAGCUCCACGAUGAAGGCCAUUUCGUUGAGGAGAGAAUGGACGAUCCGAUGCUGCUACGAUAUCUGCGGGCACGCAAAUUUGAUGUCCCAAAGGCAAAAGCGAUGUUACUAGCUGCUGAGCAGUGGAGACAGGAUAUGAAGGUAGACGACAUCGUGCAGAGCUUUGUCUUCACCGAGAAAGAGCAAGUCGAUCAAUACUAUCCUCAAUACUACCAUAAAAUGGACAAGGAUGGCAGACCGGUCUACAUCGAGCGGCUCGGCAAGCUCAAUGUCCCAGCACUUUACGGCAUCACUACAAAGGAACGGUUGCUCCAGCGUCUCAUCCUCGAGUACGAGAGGUUUCUCACAGAUCGUCUCCCGGCAUGCUCUGCAGCUGUUGGUCACCCCGUCGAGACGGUCUGCACCAUCCUUGAUCUGAAAGGCGUUUCCCUCUCUUCCUUUUACCAAGUCAGAGACUACGUAAACGAGGCUUCAAAGAUCGGACAGGACCGAUAUCCGGAAUGCAUGGGCAAAUUUUACAUCAUCAAUGCGCCGUGGGGCUUCUCUACCGUGUGGUCGUUGAUCAAACCUUGGCUGGAUGAAGUGACUGUAUCGAAGAUAGAGAUUCUUGGGAGUUCAUACCAACAGAAGUUAUUACAGGAAAUCCGUGCAGAGGAUCUUCCUGCAGAUCUGGGUGGCAAGUGCAGAUGUGCAGGCGGGUGCUCGCUGAGCGACGCAGGACCAUGGAACCCGAAUGAGAAGACAGGGAAUGGUGUUGCUUAGAGAUAGAUAUCCUACGAGCGAGCUGGUGGGCAUGCUCUGGCGGUAGUCAUCUACGUAUACAACGUACUUAAUGGAUUGUCGU
Molecule: messenger RNA, 1036 nt
Organism: Suillus discolor
Lineage: Eukaryota; Fungi; Basidiomycota; Agaricomycetes; Boletales; Suillaceae
Product: CRAL-TRIO domain-containing protein
Exons: 4
Coding region: 61-954 (297 amino acids)
Source: RefSeq, a predicted model, not a curated record